Leptopilina heterotoma is the source of this 1802-nucleotide messenger RNA. It is a transcript of the gene Smyd3, whose product is annotated as histone-lysine N-methyltransferase SMYD3. The coding region runs from base 272 to 1606 and encodes 444 amino acids. Gene Ontology annotation, cellular component: nucleus. The record is from RefSeq and is a predicted model, not a curated record. Lineage: Eukaryota; Metazoa; Arthropoda; Insecta; Hymenoptera; Figitidae. The transcript is spliced from 6 exons. Gene Ontology annotation, molecular function: protein binding.
AAUUUAGAGGUUAUGUUUGUAAAGUGCCGGUGACAGCCUUUGUGUUAUUCUCGUUAUUCUUUUAAAAAAAUGUUUAAAAACAAAAAAGGGAAGAAUUAAUUAAACAUUGUCGUGCAACGUCUUUGUUUGUGUCAAUUGUUGAAAAGAUUUGUUUCAAUAAAUAAAUUGCAAUUGUUGAAAUUGAAAUGUUUACAAAAAGUAAUUGAACGUCAUUCAUUAUUGUUAAUUCGUUUAAUUUCGUUUGAAAUUUUGUUGUGAGACACUUUACAAAAUGAAUGAAAAAGGACAAUCAAUUAAAAAAGGAACUACUAUUUUAACAACCAAACCUUUUGCUUAUAUUUUGAGUUCAAAGCAAAUAAAUAAUAGAUGUGACAAUUGUCUUGAAAGUGGCAAGCUUUUAAAAUGUUCCGGUUGUCACUAUGUUCAAUAUUGCAAUCGCGAUUGUCAGAGGGACGCUUGGAAUAUUCACAAACAAGAAUGUAUAAAUUUGAAAAGAAUUGCUCCUCGAGUUAUUCCGGACGCUGCUCGUUUAAUGGCGAGAAUAAUUGUCAAACUCAAUAGCGGUGGAGGAGAGGAAAAGGGAUAUUAUUCCGAUCACAGUUUUCGAAAAUUCAAAGAUUUAAUGUCACAUUAUACGGAUAUAAAGGAAGACAAGAAGCGAAUGGAACACUUCACGUCUCUUUGUGGAGUUUUAUUCGAAUUUAUGGGAAAAUCCGAACUUCCUAAUCCAGCGGAAUUAAUGGGAAUUUAUGGGAAAAUUUGCGUUAAUUCAUUCAAUAUAUUGGACAGUGAUAUGAAUAGUAUUGGAGUUGGCAUUUAUUUGUCGCCUUCUAUUCUCGAUCACAGUUGUAAACCAAAUGCAGUCGCUGUUUUUGAAGGGACGAAAAUUAUUAUUCGUACAAUUGUCGAUGUUCCUCGUUUCGAGUGGUCACAGAUAAAAAUUUCCUAUAUCGAUUUAAUGAAUUCGAGAGAUUCGAGACAAGCGGAAUUGAUGAGCACUUAUUAUUUUUUGUGUGAUUGUGAAAAAUGUAAGGAACCUGAGCCAUUAACUGAAUCAGCGAUUUGUCAAGAAAUUUCAUGUUCAAAAUAUUGUGAUAUUAGUGAUGAUAAUUGCUCCCAUUGUGGAAAAGAAGUUUCCAACGAACUACGCGAGAAAUUCGAGGAUGCGAGAGACUUUACUGAAAAUCAUUUACAAAGAAUGAAGAGUAUGGCUUAUAUCGAUAUCAGUAAAAUGUGUUUAAAGAAACAAAAAGGAGUUUUUCAUCCUCUUAAUUUGCAACACGUUCGAGCAUUAGAGUCAGCAUUUGAUGCUUCUGUGACAUUAUCAUAUUGGGAAGACGCUGAAUUCUACGCUCUGCAAUUAAUUCCAGGAUAUUUACAUUACUACGAGCAAAUGCAUCCUUUAACGGGUCUUUUGUAUCUUCUACUAGGAAAAAUUCAAAUGCAUUUGGGCAAAAUCAAAAUUGCUUAUGAGACUUUAAAAACAUCUCGUUCUAUUUUAUUAAUCACUCAUGGUGAAAAUCAUUCGGUCUUGACGAAAAAUGUAAUACCACUACUUUCUCAAGCAAUUGCCGAAAUUCGUGGAAAUAUUCCUUCAAUUUGUUAAUCGCAAAUUUUUCAAGUUUCAUCAAAAAUAUUUGUGAGUCUACAUUCAACGAAAAAUCAAAUUACGAUUUCAUUCCAAAGGAAAUUUUCAAAAUUUCUAAGACUGCGUACGGAAAAAACAAUUCUUCUUAAUUUAUUAAAUUUGUAAAUAAUUUGAAUAACAAAUUCAAAAUAUAAUUUUUGUAAAUGUUGAAAAA